Molecule: messenger RNA, 2823 nt
Organism: Zingiber officinale
Lineage: Eukaryota; Viridiplantae; Streptophyta; Magnoliopsida; Zingiberales; Zingiberaceae
Product: putative disease resistance RPP13-like protein 1
Exons: 1
Coding region: 72-2558 (828 amino acids)
Biological process (GO): defense response to other organism
Molecular function (GO): ADP binding
Source: RefSeq, a predicted model, not a curated record
CUUAAAACAAAAGGAGGCUGUCGAAUUUAAUGGAAGUCUUCUGAUUGGCAAGAGCGAAGGCUGCUGCUGCCAUGGCGACUGAUUUGGGCACUUGGAUCCGGUCUCUGCUCAAUCGAUCUCUCACUUCGCCUCUGCCCUGCGAUCCGCCAUCUUCCGUCGAAGCAGAUUUGGAAAAGCUGAAGACGAUCCUGCAUCGGAUUCACGCGGUGCUCUACGACGCAGAGAGAAGGGACAUCCAGUACAAGAGCGACCAGCUCCGGCAGAAGGAGCUCAAGGAGUUGGCCUACGACGCGGAGGACGUCCUCGACUACUACCAUUACCACAUACUCCAGUCCCGAGCGAAGGCAAAGGCUUCUCACAAGAGGAAACGAGAUGAAGAGGUACUCGUUGACUUGACUAUUUCCUCCCCCCAAUUAAGCACAUGCUUUACUUGUAUCAAUGGAAAAAUUGGAGAGCUCGAUGAAAUUUACGAAGCUGGAAACGUCGAAAAGCUUGAUGAAAUCUCACGUCAGAUUAAGAAGAUUUAUGAUAGGUUCACUGAAAUAGUAGAAUCUAGCAUUCAGUUUUCUUUCACACAACUUGAUGGAGAGCAUAUAAUCGAGGGAAGUAGGCAUCCGCCAGUCGCCAGUUCGAUGGUCAAUGAAUCUUGCAUCUUUGGAAGGGAGAGGGAGAAAAAAGAGCUGAUCAAUUUACUCCUGUCUGAGAACAGAGAGGAAAAUGUUUCUGUUAUUUGUAUCUCCGGUAUGGCGGGCAAAGGGAAAACCACACUCGCUCAGAUUGCUUACAACAACGAUCGGGUUCGUAAACACUUUGAUCGAAAGGGUUGGGUUGGUGUGCCCCUGGAUUUCGACAUCACAAAACUAACCAAGUCAGUCCUGGAGGCUGUUACUGAAAAUGCAUGCGGCCUUACUGAGCUCAGCACGCUGCAGCAUGCUCUGAAGAACGAACUGUGGAAGAAGAAAGUGUUGCUUGUCCUGGACAACGUGUGGAAUGUGUCAAGUAGCAAUUGGGAGUCCUUUCUUAUGCCAUUUGUUGAUGCAGAAAACGUAAGAAUCGUUAUAACUACGAGGUACGAAGUGGUGACCGAGAUCACGCAGAGUCAACCGUAUCCUCUUGGUGAGUUGGCCGAUGUUGAGUGCUGGUCUUUGUUCACUUACUAUGCAUUUGGCGGUCGGAAUUCAAGACAAGCAGAAUUGUGCGAAAUUGGCGAGAAGAUUGUUCAGAAGUGCGGCCGCUUGCCAUUGGCCAUCAAAGCUCUUGCAUGUCUUCUCCGGAACGACACAGAAGUAAAAUGUUGGGAUGAAGUCUUGAAAAGUGAGAUAUGGGAAUUAGAGAAAGAGAAUGAAAUCCUACCGGCUCUUAUGUUGAGCUACAAGUACUUGCCAAUCCAUCUGAAGCCUUUGUUCUUGUUUUGUUCAAUGUUUCCCAAGGGCUAUCUGUUCGAGAAGGAUGAGUUGGUGAGGUUUUGGAUGGCACACAAUUACAUCCAGCCCAGAAGAUGUAAAAGAGUGGAAGAUGUUGGUCAGGAGUGCUUCAAUGAGUUGAAGGAGAGAUCUUUCUUUGAUGUUGUUGCCGAAACUACCAAGUACAAAAUGCAUGACAUGAUCCGUAGCCUAGGGCAAUCAAUUGCAAACAAAGAAUUCCAGGCAGCACUGAGCAAGGACCAUGCUGAUAUCUCAGAUGAUGUUCGACACUUGUUUGUGAAAGGCAAGGGGGAAGUAGUAGAAUCCCUCUGCUUCAAGAAACCAAAUGUCUUGCGAACAUUGUUAUACGAACGUCUUGAUGUCGGUGUUCCAAGAAUUCCACGGGCUUUGCCAAAGCUGAGGUGUUUGCAACAUGUAUUUACCGAUUCAACCCAUGAAUCAAAUUCUUCUUAUUUCCCUGACCUCAUUCACUUGCGCUACCUUCGAGUGUACAACAAAGAAUUUGGACGGUUCCCAGAAUCAAUAUGUCAGCUUUACAACCUGCAGAGCUUGAUCCUUGACUACUGUGGAGAUCUCGAAGAGCUACCUGACGGUGUAGGGAAUCUUGUUAACCUCCGUUACAUUGGACUCUCGAGUUUGAAUAUCGCAAGACUUCCUGAUUCCAUAUGUCAGCUAUCCAACUUGCAAAAGUUGAAGUUGAAUGACUGCAGAAAGAUUAAAGAGCUACCAAAUGGUAUCAACAAUCUUUUUCACCUUCGCGAACUGACACUUUGUGAGAUGGAGAUAAGCGAGUUACCGGAUUCUGUAUGUCUAUUGACGAACCUACAAGUUUUGAAUCUGAGUGGUUGCGGUAACUUUUCUGGAUUACCAAAAGACAUUGGAAAUCUUUCCAAUCUUUACACCCUUGAAGUCACCAAAACUGAGAUCCAGGAACUGCCUGAAUCCUUCUGCAGGCUGGCUAAACUCCAGAAAUUGAGUUUGUCUGGUAAUUGGAAACUGAAAGAUUUACCCAGCAAUUUUGGAAAACUUGCUAGCCUCAAUUACCUUGAACUAAAUGAUGUUGGAAUAACAUUGCUGCCGAAAUGCAUAGUUGACCUCUCCUUACGAUAUUUGAGAUUCAGUGCAGUUUACUGAGUUCAAAGAAGUAUUGACUAGUAAAAUCUCAUGAAGGCAAAAGGGCAUUCUUGCCACAUGGACCUGGAAAUUGGCCGUCAAAUUGCUGUCCUCCACUAGCCAGUGUGUGUUUAUCAGGUAGAUGUAGUGAUGCAUAAUUCUCAGUAUGUAUUCUCUCAUAAUGUACAAUUGGAUUGAUGUAUGUAUUCUGUCAUAAUUUUCAGUAGAUGUUGAAAAUGUCAAACUCUACUUUAUUAUUAUUAUUAUUAUUAUUAUUAUUUAUUUA